UCCCAGCCCUCCAAGCGCGGCAUCAUUGGAGGUGUCGACAACCGCGUUCUCUGGAACAACAAGGACUACCCGUACCGUGCCAUGGGCAGAAUCGCACUCUCCAACGGCGCAAUCUGUAGUGGUGCCUUGAUCGGUUCCCGCCACGUUGUCACAGCUCGCCACUGCAUCCCAGAGAAUGGAGCGACUGCCCGCUUCCAGCCCGCCUAUGACAACGGCGAGGUCCUCGGCGGCUACGACGUGAUCCGUAUCUUCCGUCCUGACUACGGCCAAGAAGGCUGGUGCGCCAAUGCCUACGACUGGGCCAUCUUCGUCCUGGGCGAGAAGGCUGGAUCCACCAACGGCUGGCUUGGGCUGAAGACGGUGAACCCUGACACUCAGCUUAACCGCGCCAUGUUCUUCCACUACGGAUACCCUGGUGACAAGGGCGGCCAGCAGGCUUACCGUCAAGAGGCUAUCACGGCUUCGUCCGCAACGCUGUGCGACAGGGGCUCCCCUGUUGUGACUGACGCCGAUGCUCAGGGCGGACAGUCUGGAGGUCCUUUCUGGAUUAAUGAGAAUGGAGAUCGGUAUCUCUAUGGUGUUGUCGUCGGAACCAAUGACCAGAUCACGGUUGUUGCCGGAGGCCCGUCCCUGCUUGAGGGCUACGGAAUCUUGUUGAAGGACUACCCU
Colletotrichum phormii is the source of this 669-nucleotide messenger RNA. Its product is annotated as trypsin-like cysteine/serine peptidase domain-containing protein. The record is from RefSeq and is a predicted model, not a curated record. Lineage: Eukaryota; Fungi; Ascomycota; Sordariomycetes; Glomerellales; Glomerellaceae. The annotation marks the transcript as partial. Gene Ontology annotation, molecular function: serine-type endopeptidase activity. The transcript has a single exon. Gene Ontology annotation, biological process: proteolysis.